This is a messenger RNA of Eleginops maclovinus (Patagonian blennie), 4144 nucleotides long. Its product is annotated as core histone macro-H2A.2. NCBI's taxonomy places the organism in Eukaryota, Metazoa, Chordata, Actinopteri, Perciformes, Eleginopidae. Gene Ontology annotation, molecular function: structural constituent of chromatin; protein heterodimerization activity; DNA binding. The record is from RefSeq and is a predicted model, not a curated record. The transcript is spliced from 9 exons. The coding region runs from base 426 to 1532 and encodes 368 amino acids. Gene Ontology annotation, biological process: nucleosome assembly; heterochromatin formation. Gene Ontology annotation, cellular component: nucleosome; chromatin.
CUGCCCAGUCUAUCCGCUGCAAGGCCUCGUGAGAGGCACGUUUAGGGUACCAUUUACUGGCCUCAGUGGUUAAAAUAUUUUAAAUGUAUAUAGGCUAGGUUCUAUUAGGAUUGACUUCAAAUAUCGUGCUAACCAUACAGCGUUGCCCUCAACAACAUCGUCCCUCUUGAAGCCAUGUUAGGGGGGCGUUUUCACCGAAUUUUCCCUCGACUGAAUUUUUCCCCUUUGCAGCAUCAGUAGCACAGAGCCAGCCUCCUACAGACUACGCUGUUCCUGCUGCUCCGUGGGGUUCCUCUCAGGUUGGGAAGCUAAAACACGGUGAGAAGAAGGACAGCAGAACAACGGAACCAAAACACCGCGCGCCGUCUCUCACCGGGGGCUUCUGUCACGCGCUGAUCCGCCUAAAGCAGCACUAACAGAUCAGGAUGUCAGCAAGAGGAGGGAAGAAAAAGGCCACCAAGAUGUCCCGCUCAGCCAGGGCGGGGGUCAUCUUCCCUGUGGGGAGGAUGAUGAGGUACCUGCGCAUCGGCACGCACAAAUACCGCAUUGGCAUGGGGGCGCCGGUCUACAUGGCCGCGGUCAUCGAGUACCUGGCAGCUGAGAUCUUGGAGUUGGCUGGAAAUGCGGCCCGGGACAACAAGAAAGGCAGAAUAACUCCCCGGCACAUAAAGCUGGCUGUGGCCAACGACGAGGAGCUCAACCAGCUUCUGCGGGGGGUGACCAUAUCAAACGGAGGGGUUCUGCCUCGCAUCCACCCAGAGCUGCUGUCCAAAAAGAGGGGGAGCCGGGUGAAGGUAGACAGCCAGCCUUCCGUCGCGGAGAAGCAAGAAGAACGCCCAAAGAGCAAGAAACCCGUCAAACCCAUCAAAAAGGUUAAAGGCAAACGAGGCCGCAAGCCAAAGAGCACAGAGAACGAGUCCGUCCCAAACUCCACGGUGGAAGACGGUCCCGGAGAUGGGUUCACCAUCCUGUCGGCAAAGAGUCUGUUCCUGGGACAGAAGCUGUCCCUCACAGAAAGUGACAUCAGUAAAAUUGGAACCAUCAAAGUGGAGGGGAUAAUCAACCCGACCAACGCAGAGAUGGACAUGAAAGACGGUGUGGGCACCGCCCUGGAGAAGGCUGGUGGCCGAGAGUUCCUGGACGGGGUCAAGGAGCUACGCAAGGGACAGGGGCCCCUAGAGGUGGCAUCAGUGGCAGUGAGCCAGGCCAGUGGGAUGGCAGCCCGUUUCAUCAUCCACUGUAACGUCCCUCAGUGGGGCUCCGAGAAGUGCGAGGACCAGCUGGAGAAGACGGUGAAGAACUGUCUGUCUGCUGCUGAGGACAAGAAGCUAAAGUCUGUGGCCUUCCCUUCACUUCCUGCUGGACGGAACGGAUUCCCAAAACAAACGGCCGCCCAGCUCAUCCUCAAGGCCAUCUCCAACCAUUUUGUGUCGUCCACCAGCUCCUCUCUGAAAAACAUUUACUUUGUUCUGUUCGACAGCGAGAGCAUCGGAAUAUAUCUUCAGGAAAUGGCCAAGCUGGACGCCAAGUGAGGACGCUGUUUGUGGUUUGUUUUCUAACUGUUGUUUGUUGCAGGUUUAGGAUGACAGGCGGAGUUGGGUGUAAGUGUGAGUGGAGUGCUGUUCCCUUUCUGUUCCAGUGUCCCUUCAACAGACCGCAUUCUUUAUAGAUUAGAUCAGUGAUUUUCAACCUUUUUUGAGCCGCGGCACAUUUUUUACAUUUACAAAAUCCUGGGGCACACCACCAACCAAAAUGACAUCUAAAACAGUACAUAUAAUACAUAUAGUAUAAAAUAUAGUUUCUAAAUGUAUUCAUACUCAGUGUGAAACCUGGGCCUGUUUCGAUGAACUCAAAAUGGAUAUCCUGGCAGGAAUGGUAGAAAGACACACGAAGCUCUUCCUCAACAGCUCUCAGUCUCUCUCUGUUUUUAGUUUUUAUCGCAGUCAAGCUUGAGAAGCUCAGCUCACACGAUAUGUGGUUGAAAACUGGAGCAAUGUCAAAAUAGCUUUGUUGGCCAGAAUGGGGAACUCCUUGGCAACAGAUAACAAAAACUGUCCGAAGGAAGAUCAGCAAAGUUUAGCUUUAAACUACGAUCUUGUUUCAGUUCAAUGAGUUCCUCUUGCUCCUUUAAAGUCAUGUCCUUUCCAGCAACGGAUGCUGAGCUGUAUGGGUCCCUAACCCAGUCAAGGCAUUCUGUGUAGGCUGAAGAGAAAUAAAAUGACAACUUCUCCUCAAGAGUUUUCAAAUGUGUGCCAAUCACCUCGCACAUUGCGGCAGUGUUGCCAUCAUGCAGUUUCUUAGUGAGUGGGAACAUCUCAAGGUUGCCACGCUGCACAUGUUGUUGCCAGAGCUGGCACUUUUAAACGGAAUCCGUUCAUUUUAUCCUUGCUUGUAAGCAGGUUUUCAUUUCGGCCUUGCAUCCGUGUGUUCAGUUCAUUCAGAAGAUAAUAUAUAUCAGCCAAGUAUGCCAGCUUUACACACCACUCAUCACUUGCAAGCAGCUUUGAGUAAUCGGACCUCUCGUUUGUCAGAAAUACUUUAAGUUCCUCUCGCAGCUCAUACACACGGGCCAGCACUUUGCCACGCGACAGCCACCGGACCUCCGUGUGGAGCAAUAACACUUUAUGUUCCGCUCCCACUUCCUCACACAAAGACGCAAAUAAGCGACAUUUCAAAGGUCGCGUUUUCACAAAGUUCACUAUGUGCACAACAUCAUUCAACACAGGAGCUAGAUAUGCUGGUAAGGUCUUUGCAACGAGGGCCUCAAGGUGCGAUGUAACAAUAACAUCUGGGUUUCUUUCUUUGACCCUACUUACGAAGCCUUUUGUGCGCCCGACCAUGGCUGCGGCUCCAUCAGUGCAGACACCUGUGCAGUUUUUCCACGUAAGGCCGCUUUGGUCACGAUAUUCUGACGUGACCCGAAAUAUUUCCUCUCCUGUUGAUUUUUCUGGCAGUGCCUUGCAAAAUAGGAAGUUUUCUCUAAUGGCUUCUCCAUCCACAAAACGCACGUUGGCCAAGAGCUGACAAUGUCCACUAAUAUCCGUCGUCUCAUCAAGUUGCAAUGCAAAUUUCUUACUGAUGCGCAUCUUUUCCAGAACAACAGUUUCGAUGUCUGCAGACAUGUCAUCAAUACGUCUGGCAAUUGUGUUAUCUGAGAGAGGCACUUUAGCUAUCUCUUUGGUCGCGUCAGGGCCGAGCAUCUCAUUUACAAUGGCUUUACAAGCUGGCAGUAUUAAUGUUUCUGCCACAGUGUGGGACUUUUUUGAUUUGGCUAUGAGUUCAGCAACGUGGUAGCUAGCUUUGAGGGCUCUCUCGUUUACCUUUGUGGUUUUUCUCAAAAAAGUUGCCUGUUUCUCGUUGUUUGUAGGCUACGUAAGCGUACAAAAUAGUCCAUCGGCUUGUUUUGAACGGAAGGGUGUUUCGUUUGGAGAUGGCGUUUAAGCUUGCUUGGCACCAUGGCGCUAUUGGAUAGCUUCUCACCAAACACCAAGCACAGCGGAGUCGGUGCCGUUGCAUCCCCGGUUAAAGUAGAUCCAAAUGAAAGAUAGCUUUCGCUGUAUUGCCUCGAGCUCACCGUCUUGUCUUUUUUCUUUUGUCGACCACUCAUACUAGGGCCUUCAUCUGGGUCAGAAUUUUGUCCAGGGCUCUGUUCGGCAUUUGCAUUUUCCUUUCUCAAAAACGUAUCCAUGACAGUCACUUGCUCGUGUUGCGGUGAUCCCAAACUGUCACUGUCACGUGUCGCGCCUCACUAACUCUAUUGUCUUUACAGGCAUUUAUAGCCCUCUGCUGCCACCCACUGAAAUAGAAGGGUAUUACAUUAGCUGCCACACUGUAUUACAACACAGACGCCCGACAAUGGUUAAUUAGGUGAUAUUGGAUAAUUUCCCACGGCACACCUGGCGAUCUCUCACGGCACAUUAGUGUGCCGCGGCACACUGGUUGAAAAUCACUGGAUUAGAUCAUCAGUCCGUACAGUCUGCCAUGAUGGUUCCUUGUUUACUAAUGUUUUUACUUUCUAUGUACAAAUAUAACAGUUUUCCUGGCCUCUGUAGUUUCUGAUACAGUUAGUUUACUAAAAAAAACUGUGGUUCUCAUUCUGCUUUGAAAUAAAACUCAGAUGUUUUACACCAGAGAUCCACUCACA